AUGGACUUGAAGAAGGACAGCCAAACUGCUGUUCCGAUUUGGAUAAGGUUGUUGAACCUCCCCCUUAGCCUUUGGUCCGCUCCGGCCAUUGGCAAAAUUGCUAGUGCGGUAGGGAAGCCCCUAUACGUCGACCAACGUACCGAACAAAUGAAGAUGCUAUCCUUUGCAAUGGUUUGUGUGGAAAUUUAUGCCAAUCAAGCUAGGUGCUUCGCCGUGGGUGUUGUUUUGAACGGGGUCUCUCGCUCAAUUCCCAUUGAGUUCAAAUGGAAGCCAGCGGAAUGCCCUUCGUGUGAGACCUUUGGGCAUCGGUGUGAGGAUGUUGCUGCUUUGGGUAUUACGGACAAAGAGGUGCCUCCGGUUCAGCAAGCAUCUGUGCCUCCUCCUCCUGCCCUGCAAUCCUCUGAUCUUGUCGCCUUCCCCAACCAACCCCGCCUGUGUUGCCGGACGCUUCAGACCUUGGUUGGAGCAAGGUGA
This is a messenger RNA of Eucalyptus grandis, 474 nucleotides long. RefSeq lists its product as uncharacterized. The record is from RefSeq and is a predicted model, not a curated record. The coding region runs from base 1 to 474 and encodes 157 amino acids. The transcript has a single exon. Lineage: Eukaryota; Viridiplantae; Streptophyta; Magnoliopsida; Myrtales; Myrtaceae.